Meyerozyma guilliermondii ATCC 6260 is the source of this 501-nucleotide messenger RNA. RefSeq lists its product as uncharacterized. The coding region runs from base 1 to 501 and encodes 166 amino acids. The record is from RefSeq and is a predicted model, not a curated record. Lineage: Eukaryota; Fungi; Ascomycota; Pichiomycetes; Serinales; Debaryomycetaceae. The transcript has a single exon.
AUGUCUGAAAUCUUCGAUAUCAACCCACGAAUGCUAAGUCCUGCUUACCGUACUUCCUUUAGGCGGAUAUUGUUCGAUAAAGAUCAAUGGGGUGCUAAUAUGAUAGAAGAUAUCAACUCGCUCGACACAAGUGAGUACGUCGAUGAAAUCGGUACAUUCACCAAUUUGGUGGUUUCGUUCAUUCUGGUGGAUAUGCUCCAGUUAGCAAGAACGCUAUUAUCUCCCGAAACCAGCUAUACUCUCAAAUUGCUCAUGUUGCUUACAGACAUCCCUGGUAUACCCGCGGAGGAUGAGCCUGUAAGUGGACAAAUGUUGACUCUAUGGGAAGAUCUUGCCAACGUAUUCAUAGAUGAUUCGGAGACGUUUGAGUCAAUGUUCAAUCUGGAAACGAAUCCUGUCUCAAAGGCUCAUUUUGAAUCAACCAGAAACGAUAUGUUUACAUCCGUUUGUUUGAUUUACUGGGAAGAAAAUCAGGUUACCUUCGAGCGAGGUACUAGCUAA